AUGACCAGCAAGAUAUUGAAACGCGAGAAUGGUCGACGCGCCAAGGCUGCAAAGUGCAGAGCAAAAUCGCCCACGCCUACCAAUAUCCAGGAGAGUAUCGAAAAUCCAGAUGACCGCUCCCCAGUUCAAUCAGUUAGCGAGCGUCCUUCGCCUUGCCCAUCGACUACCAACGGAUCUUCUCUAGCUGCUGUGUCACCCGCAGAUGAAUUUCCGGCAAUAGAAUAUCUGGAAGAGACAGUCUUCCUCGACUCUGACCCAAACGAUUUCACCACACAGCCAGAUCUUGACCAGGCUCUACUCAAUAUGGCCAACGCGCAAGGGCAGCUUCUAUUCCAUCCAUUGUUGGCUGACAUUUGUAAUAAUGAAUACCACCUAGUGGGCAUAUUCGUCGAUUUAAUUACAAGUUCCAGGCGUCCCCAGCGCUCAUGGGUAUUUGAGCUACCCAACAUCAUGGCCACAACGACGUCGCCGUCUGUCAAAUUCUCCAUUCGUGCAGCAGCUCUCAUCUAUUAUGCCGUCUCAAAUAGUGAUAAUGCUACUGCUAUGGAUGCACUUCACUGGUAUCUUGCCGCUCUGGAGAGCUAUCGCAUGUCCAUUCACGAUUCAGACCACAAGCGUUCUUGGGAUACAAAAGCGCUAGGGAAUAGUCCAACUGCCUCGCCGUCCUCUCCCUCUAUCGAUGAAAGCGGUCAUUGCAACAUGAUCUAUGUACCCAUGAUGUUUGCCUACUUUGAACAGAUGCAAGGCGCCACUCCUGACGCAGGUCUGAAGCAUCUCAACAUAGCUUGCGAUAUACUUCAGGCCAUCGGCCCACAUGCCUGUUCCUUUGGGAUCCAACAUAAAAUGUUUCGAUCCGUUCGUUCUCUCGAGGCUUUCCAAGCUAUCCUCCGAAACAAGUCGGCAAAGUUUGCGACUGCUGACUGGAGCCAAGUGCCUUUUGCACAAGAGUCUAAGGCACCGUGGGAUCGCAUCGUUGAUGUUGCCUUUGUAUUUCUCCGCGAGGUUCACCUUCCUAAAGUUGAUGAGCCGACUUCAAAUAUUCGUGAUGGAAUUCGCGCUAUUCAAGACUUGCCAAAGCAGCAAAAGUUAGUGAUAGAAGUGGCAGUCAAUCGUGUCAUGAUGGAGCUCGUGGCCUGGUGGAAAGAGUAUGUGGGGGAGGAUGUUACAAUUCCUCCCGUCGCUAGACCACUCAGUUUUGAGGACACAUCGACAUCAGCAGAGUCCUGGGCACUGGCCGUAUCGCAAGGUCCCUUCAUCUACGGCGAUACACACGCCGCCGGUGCCAUCGCCCUCUUCAACGCUCUAACCAUCAUCACUCAGCACAUUUUAUUGCUUAUCGCAUUGUCGAAGCCUCCGCAGACUAACAUUGGCGGACCACGUUCUACUGUGCUGGCCUUUCAAUCAUCUAUAUCUACCCAGGCAUCAUCCAUCCUGCACGCUGCUCGAUAUAUCCGGGAGACCAAUUCCUAUUGUGGCGAUGCAUCGCGAGUGAUGUUCGCCGUCAAGGUCGUUGCAUUGCUUGCUCUGGAAGAUGAUCAGCGGGAUCAGGCUCAAGUUAUUGCUAAUGAUAGGCCAAGGCUUCCCUUACUAGCAGAGACCCAGGUUGAGGUGGCAACUCGGUAA
Molecule: messenger RNA, 1623 nt
Organism: Trichoderma harzianum CBS 226.95
Lineage: Eukaryota; Fungi; Ascomycota; Sordariomycetes; Hypocreales; Hypocreaceae
Exons: 2
Coding region: 1-1623 (540 amino acids)
Source: RefSeq, a predicted model, not a curated record